Gastrolobium bilobum is the source of this 441-nucleotide messenger RNA. RefSeq lists its product as uncharacterized. The transcript has 3 exons. NCBI's taxonomy places the organism in Eukaryota, Viridiplantae, Streptophyta, Magnoliopsida, Fabales, Fabaceae. The record is from RefSeq and is a predicted model, not a curated record. Bases 1 to 441 code for a protein of 146 amino acids.
AUGUUGUGGAAGGCACACGACGAUUCAUCUGAGAGACGUCUUCGUCUCGGUCCUCGCGAUAAUUUUGUAUUAUUCAUGCAAUCUAGACACAGUUCAGAGGUUGCCUGCAUGGAGGAACCUGAUUAUAAGUCUCUGACUAUUAGAAGUGGAAGACUAGCGGAGUUGGAUGUUAUUCCAGAGCCCAUUGUGCCGUCGUUCCGAUUUUCUUGGCGCUGCUCGAAUAGGUCGUGUGGAGGAAAGGUUACCGUGACACUCGAGGAUGUUGCAAUGAUCAUUGGUCUUCCUACAGACGGUGAACCUGGUAUGUCUAAAACACAAGAUUUGAUAUGUUUGGUUCCACAACUUCUUGGGAGGACCCCGAGUGCAUCUGAUCUGAAGGGUGGUACUCUUGAGACUUCAUGGUUGGAUCGAUAUUUUGCAAAUGUCGAGGAUUGGAUGUAG